Molecule: messenger RNA, 2830 nt
Organism: Tachysurus vachellii
Lineage: Eukaryota; Metazoa; Chordata; Actinopteri; Siluriformes; Bagridae
Gene: prep
Product: prolyl endopeptidase
Exons: 15
Coding region: 119-2248 (709 amino acids)
Biological process (GO): proteolysis
Cellular component (GO): cytosol
Molecular function (GO): serine-type endopeptidase activity; oligopeptidase activity
Source: RefSeq, a predicted model, not a curated record
UACACUACGGCUAAGUCUGAGGCGAAGUGUUAGCUUCCGGCUAAAUCCUGUUGAAGUAACUGUUUUAGUGUUGGAUUUUUUUUACUGCUAUUUUUUAUUUUAUAUCAAGAUUCAGAAAAUGGCAUUUCAGUACCCAGAUGUAUAUCGCGAUGAAGCUGUGGUGGACGAUUACCACGGACACAAGGUUCCUGACCCGUACAGCUGGCUGGAGGAUCCAGACAGUGAGAAAACAAAGGCGUUUGUGACUGCGCAGAACCAGCUGACGUUGCCCUUCCUGGAGGAAUGUCCAGUCAGAGAGGUCUUUAAAGAGCGAAUGACUGAGCUCUAUGAUUACCCCAAAUACAGCUGCCCCUUCAAACGGGGUAACAGGUAUUUUCACUUCUAUAACACGGGCUUACAGAACCAAAGCGUCCUCUACGUACAGGAGAACCUCGAGGCAGAACCCAAAGUGUUCCUCGAUCCCAAUACGUUCUCUGAUGAUGGAACAGUUGCGUUACAAGGUUACACCUUCUCAGAGGAUGGCGAGUAUCUGGCAUACGGUGUGAGUACGAGCGGUUCCGAUUGGGUGGAGAUCCGGUUCCUGCGUGUCGACGGGGCCGUGGCUUUAGAGGACAGGCUUGAGAGGGUGAAGUUUAGCUGCAUGGCCUGGACUCACGAUGGAAAAGGCCUCUUUUAUAACUUGUAUCCAGAGCAGGAGGGAAAGAGUGAUGGAACGGAGACCUCCACUAAUCUGAAUCAGAAGCUGUACUAUCACGUGUUGGGGACUCCACAGUCCCAGGAUGUGUUGUGUGCUGAGUUCCCUGACCAGCCCAAGUGGAUGUGUGGAGCUGAGGUUUCUGAUGAUGGACACUACGUGCUGCUGUCCAUCAGAGAAGGGUGUGACCCAGUGAACAGACUGUGGUACUGUGAGCUCAGCACCAUCUCAGACGGCAUCACAGGGUUGUUGCCGUGGGUGAAGCUGAUAGACAACUUUGAUGCCGAGUACGAAUACGUGACGAACGAGGGCUCUGUGUUUACUUUCAAAACCAACCUGGACGCUCCGCGCUACCGUCUCAUCGACGUGGAUUUCUCUCAGCCGGCUCCCAGUCAGUGGAAGGAGCUCAUCCCUCAGCAUGACAAAGACGUCCUCGUGUUUGCUACAUGCACGUACUCCAACUUCUUGUGCGUGUGUUAUCUCCAUGACGUGAAGAACGUGCUGAAGAUGUACCAGCUGGCGUCGGGGAAGGAGCUGAAGACCUUCCCGCUGGACGUGGGCUCCAUCGUGGGCUUCACUGGCCGAAAGAAGGACUCUGAGAUCUUCUACUACUUCACCUCCUUCCUUUCUCCAGCCAUCAUCUACCACUGCGACCUCACCAAAACUCCUCUACAGCCACACGUCUUCAGGCAGGUCCAAGUGAAAGGCUUUGACGCUACAGAGUACCAGACCACACAGGUGUUCUACCCCAGUAAAGAUGGCACUCAGAUCCCCAUGUUCAUAGUGCACAAGAAGGGCCUCCAGCUGGACGGCUCACACCCGGCCUUCCUCUACGGCUACGGAGGAUUCAAUAUCUCCAUCACACCCAGUUAUAGUGUUUCUAGGCUCAUCUUUGUGAGGCAUCUGGGGGGGGUUUUAGCUGUGGCCAACAUCAGAGGAGGAGGGGAGUACGGAGAGACGUGGCACAAAGGAGGAAUGUUGGAGAACAAGCAGAACUGUUUCACUGAUUUUCAGUGUGCAGCAGAGUAUCUGAUAUCGGCAGGCUACACCUCUGCUAAAAAACUCACCAUCAAUGGAGGCUCGAACGGAGGCCUGCUAGUGGGGGCAUGUGUGAAUCAGAGACCAGACCUGUUUGGCUGUGCAGUAGCUCAGGUCGGUGUGAUGGACAUGCUCAAGUUUCAUAAGUUCACCAUCGGCCAUGCGUGGACCACCGACUUUGGUUGUGCUGAGAUUAAGGAGCAGUUUAACUGGCUUAUCAAGUACUCUCCUCUGCACAAUAUCCGGAUCCCCGAAGGCGACAACGUGCAGUACCCAGCUGUGCUGUUGUUGACCGGUGACCAUGACGACCGUGUGGUGCCUCUGCAUUCUCUGAAGUACAUCGCCACCCUUCAGCACACGGUCGGUCCCUGGUCUGGCCAAUCAAACCCUCUUUUUAUCUAUGUGGACACGAAGUCUGGCCACGGGGCGGGAAAGCCCACCACUAAGGUGAUCCAGGAAGUGGCAGAUACCUACGCCUUCAUCGCCCGCUGCCUCCAUCUCCACUGGAUCAAUUAACACACGUACAUGAGCACACACACACACACACACACACACACAUUCAUUCAGCUGCUAAUUUCCUAGCUUCUUUCUGCUCCUCAAUCCUCUCUUUUUUAUUCCCCCUCUGUGUGUUUACUCUGUGGAUAAUUCAAUUGUGUAACAUUUCACACAUCGCUAAGCCUUAAUCAUCCUUUAUCUCUUUCUUUUCUUCCUUGUCACACACACACACACAUACACACACACACACACACUCAGUCACCAAGCAUGUUGUUGAUUUUUUUUUUAUAUUUUUCACUGGUGUUUUCUGCAACACUUUGUACAUACUGUUUUAUUUAUUAAUGGUCAAUACAAUUCAGCAAUUCUUCAAUUAAUGACUAACUGCAUAGUAUAUUUGUGUGUGUGUGUGUGUAUAUGUGUGUGUGUGUGUGUGUGUGUAUUAAGGUGUCAUAUACAGUGUAUAUAUAUAUAUAAUGUAUACUCACUGGCUGCUUCUACCUCCAAACUUAUGCAGAUUGAUUGUUUUUACCUUUUAAAGGGAAUUACAUGUCAGUGUAGCAUGGAAUAAAAAACUGGUGUAAUAAACGACGUGUUUGGGACAAA